This is a messenger RNA of Zingiber officinale, 769 nucleotides long. RefSeq lists its product as uncharacterized. The coding region runs from base 66 to 608 and encodes 180 amino acids. Gene Ontology annotation, cellular component: chloroplast. The record is from RefSeq and is a predicted model, not a curated record. The transcript is spliced from 4 exons. NCBI's taxonomy places the organism in Eukaryota, Viridiplantae, Streptophyta, Magnoliopsida, Zingiberales, Zingiberaceae.
AGCGACCGCCUUAUCCAAAUCUCACCGUUCUGUCAUCCGACGGAAGUCUCCGCAGCGCGAAGACCAUGGCGGCCAUCUAUCCUCUCUCCGCUUCCAUCUCUUCCCGGAGAUCCCUCCCUGGCUUGUCUCUCCCCCUCAAUCCGCUCUUUCCAGUACUCCACCGGCGAAGCAUCUCUCUGUCGUCGAAGCGGCUCACCGUCUCGAGGAAGUCCAUCAGGGCCGUGGCCGAGGGGGAGGCAGCGAACCCGUUGGAAGACCCAGCUACUGACACAGUCGUGGCCGCAGCGACGGAGGAGGAAGAAGGAGCGACGGUUGCCGUCCCCGUCUCUCCGUCGGAUCUCCUCACCAUGUACUUCCAGGCCGAAGGAACGAUGGAUGAAUCGGCGAUUCCUGUCGUGAGCAAGGCAUUACAGGUAUCGGAAGGAAUCAGCGAUGUGAGUGUUCGAGUAGAUGAGGGCAUUGCCACUGUUGAGCUAACUAAACAGACAACAGUCCAGGCAACCGGAGUGGCUUCCAACUUAGUGGAGAUUAUUCAAGGAGCAGGCUUCAAGCUGCAAAGCUUAAAUUUAAGUUUCGAGGAUGAAGAGGAUGCUGUUGCUGUCCGCUAAUACACUGUUUUGGAGCAUAACCCUGUAGUAAAAUGAUUUCAAGGUCUUUUAGGGUGCGUUUGGUUCAAGUUAUCAUGUAUAAUCUUGGUUAUGUUAUUACCUGAUAAUCACAUAACUAAGAUUAUGGGGAAUAAAAUAUAACCAAAUGUUGUUUGAUUCAA